This is a messenger RNA of Cynoglossus semilaevis (tongue sole), 2239 nucleotides long. RefSeq names its product synaptophysin-like 2b (gene sypl2b). Lineage: Eukaryota; Metazoa; Chordata; Actinopteri; Pleuronectiformes; Cynoglossidae. The coding region runs from base 144 to 878 and encodes 244 amino acids. Gene Ontology annotation, cellular component: synaptic vesicle membrane; synaptic vesicle. The transcript is spliced from 6 exons. The record is from RefSeq and is a predicted model, not a curated record.
UGAUCACGUGUUUCCUACUAGGAUUCGCUGAAGCUGAAGAAAAGUUUGACAAGCCCGAGUAGUUCCGGAGAGAACUGCAGCAGAUCAAGGACGAGCACAAGUAACGGAUUCACUUUUAUCUAGAAGCUAACUUCAUAGGAAACAUGGAAUCUGUUACCCAGAAAGUGCUGACUUCCGGCUUCACUCUUGAUUUUGGACCUCUGAAAGAACCUCUGGCAUUUAUUCGUCUCUUAGAAUGGAUCUUCGCCAUAUUUGCCUUUGCUACAACUGGAGGCUACACAGGCACAACCAGCGUCAACAUCCAGUGUCCAGGGAAGGAAAUACAGGAAGUCACUGCAGACUUUAACUACCCCUUCAGGUUGAUGAAGCAUCCCUACGAUGUUCCUGACUGUAAAGUCAAUGAGACCACCACCACUGCACACUACCUGUCAGGAGACUAUGCUUCUUCAGCGGAGUUCUACGUCUGCGUUGGGGUGUUUGCCUUCCUGUACUGCAUUGCCACACUAGUUCUGUACUUGGGUUACCAGCACCUGUAUAGAGAAACCAGCCGUGCUCCCAUUGUGGACCUUCUGCUGACUGCCGCCUUUGCUUUCCUGUGGCUGGUGUCGUCCUCUGCUUGGGCCAAAGGCUUGACUGAUGUGAAAUACUCCACGAGUCCUUCAACCAUUGUUAGUAUCCUUGAUGUGUGCAAGCAGGAAACCACCAAGUGCACUGCAGGUGCCAUGCCUCACAUGGGCAGACUCAACGCUUCAGUGAUUUUUGGAUUUCUCAACCUCAUCGUGUGGGCUGGCAACUGCUGGUUCAUCUUCAAGGAAACACCUUUCCACAAGACAGCCAACCAGCCGGCAAAUGUGGAGGGUGGCGUGAGACCAACGUAACUGCUUUUUCGUCUCAAUCUCAAAGUGUCAAAAGUAGUUUUCUUGACUCAUACUGGUGUUAACGGUUAACAAUGGAAAACAAAACUAAAAUUAAGGCUUAAAAAAUUAAAUAAGAAUGAAGAAGUAACCAAUCCUUAUUUGUUGGGAAUGUUUGUCAUAUUAACAGCAUUAUUAAAUUUGAGUUGACUACAACAUCAAGACUGCAUGAUGUUGUUUAUUCCAGACAAAUGGUCCUUAUUUCAUUUAGCAGUGCAGAUGUCAGUUUAUUUAAACAAACUCAGGGUUGGUGUGUUGAAAUUUCAAAACAUUUAACGGCAAAAAAAAAGUGUUUGUAACACCAUAAUGAAGACCCUCAAGUUCUUUAAGUGUCAUUUUUUUGUUACAAGUUUUGCACUGGAGAAGUAGACUUAAGAGCCUGGUCUUUAACGAUCAGUGCACAGCUGACAAAGGUCGCUUUACCAGAGGCAGUACUUCCCCAAAGAACAACAAAUAUUUGUCUUGUUUGUUUUACACCUUUUUGCAGCUUCUGACCACAGCGAUUAGCAGAGUAAUUCUUCACACAUGAACCUGUCAGGAAUCAGGGGCUGCAUUAUAACCUAGAAAAAAAAUUAAUCUACACUUGAUAUGUUAAUUAAUCAUUUAGUCAUUAAACUAGACACGUGUGGAACAGAAUAAGCAUCUUAUGUGCCAAAAAAAAUCACAUUUUCUUCAAACUUUGUAUACCAAGAUUUUCUAUGACUUUUGGGGGGAGAUAGGGAGUCUAAACAAAACAGGAGACAAACUUCAGGCUAAUCCUAAAUCGCUCCAACUAAAAAAGGCAACAAAAAUCAGAAUCAUCAAUGAUGGCUAAUAUAUGUUUUACAAAUAAUUCAUUUGCUGGCAUGAGAUUAUUUAUACUGGUCCAAGUAUUUAAAUCUGUGUGAAGUAGUGAAAUUAACCUAAAUGUUGAAGGCAGUGCAUGUCUGUUAGAAGCUUGUUAGCUCUAAUUUUUUUUUAAAUUGUUUUCAUUCAAUGGCUGUGUAGUAGAAUGUGUGACAAAUAGUAAGUUUGCCUUUGUUUCUUGGUGUGCUAACACUAUUCCAUUUAAUAAGAAACUGACUGUAACCUAACCAGUUACUGAAUUUGUCUAAAGUUUUGCUUUUGCUUGAGCUUUUUCCCUUCAGAUUUUUAAGAAAAGGAGAACUGUUCAGCGUGCCACUGGCCAAUGUUUUGUUUUCAAUGAGACAGCCUUGCUUUUUUCACUUUUUUUUACUUUGCAGCAUUGAUAUUUGGUCACAUAGAUGACACAGAUGUUCUUGCCACAAUCAAUGGCUCUAUUGUGUGGACAAUAAAUGCAGCAUUUAUUAAAUGGGAGAACUGGA